UAAACUGCUGCAGCAGCGCAAGCCCGGAGCAGCUCUGCUUCCGCGUCCCGGAGAGCUACUCUCCAGCGCCUCCGUCCUCGCUCCUGCUCCUGCCCGACUGUCGUAGCUGCGCACGUCUCAUUUUGCCUUCCUCAAACCUCCUGCACGCAGUUCCCCUCAAGCAUGAUCCUUACACCCCGGACAGCAUGGACAGUCCGAGUCCCAACGCGAUAGCCAGCGCCCCGGAGACGAGCGUCGACGUGCCGCUACCCGCGAGAUCGGCCCUACCGCAUCAGGAGGCCGGCAACAACAACAAGCUGCCCGAGCGAGCCGUCUCCCCGGCGCUGCUCAAGUCCAGGCUCGAGCUCAUCGCGAAGAACCGACGCAAGGACGGCUCCGCCUCGAACUCCAACUCCGACGUCGAGGAGGACGCCGAGGAGCAGUGGGCCGGCAGGAAGAGCAGGAGCAACAGCGACGUCUCCUGGCAGCGAUCGCACCUGCUCACGCGCGCCUGGCUCCAGGGCAAGGGCCAGCAGGCCUACCACUCGUUCUCCAGCAGUCUGCACAGGACCGAGGCCAAGCAGCCCGGGUUGGCUUCUAUAAUCUACCAGCAGCAGCAGCAGCAGCAGCAGGGCAUCAACAACGAGCUGGUCAUCCCGAGGAUAGCCAUCAUCAACGCCAGCAACUUCGAGAGCAACGCCAGCUCGGUGCACCUCUACGGCGAGGAGGCGAAGAAGGAGCAGUACCUGGACACCUGGUACACCAGCACCAGGACCAGGAGCCUCAGCGAGGCCGGCUCCAGUCAGGGCAGGUCGGCCACCGUCGAGGAGGAGAAGGAGGAGGAGCAAGCCGAGAAAGAGGUCGCGAGCGAGGAGAAGGUCGCCGACUCCAAGAACACCACCAGGAGCAACUCCAUCCAGAGCCAGGAGGCGAACGUCAGCCUGAAACUCAAGGCCUACAACAAGGUCACCGAGAGGUGCAAGAAGAACAUCGUCGGCAAGAAGAGCCGCUGCGAGAAGUGCUGCGUUAUCUCUUGAUAUACGCGCGUGUGAGAGUUAUACACUUAGGAGAGACGAUUUUUCUACUUCUUCGACGACCGCUACAUUCAUGAAUUUGCCAAGUGCCUGAUGUACAGCAAAGUAUUUUUACGGAGCAAGUUACGCGAGAACAAUUUCACGAAACGAUGAUAGACGCACGUAAAGAUUGUCUGUGUUAAUUGGACCAAACUGCCAAAGUUUUAAUCUUUAGAGAGUGCAAUGCAGUGUUGAAUGCGUUUAAUAUAUUCUCUUUUUAUAAAAGUGUUUGUACAAAUAUAUUAUAUAUUCGUUAUAGAUUAUAUUAAUCAUAGGUUUUUAAGACGUGAGAGCAUAAGUAAAUAUAUUCAUGUUGUUUGUGUAAAAGUUGAAGAAGAUAGAAGGCUUAUGUCAAAUUUUAUCGUGUAGAUCUUAGUAGUAUGCGACGUGUGAAAUAAAUUUUAUAAUUGAGUUCACUAUCUACCUCUUGAAUAAUUGUGUCAUUGAAUAUCGAUCGAUGAAUAAUUCGUUUUUAUAUGUUAUAGACUACACAAUAAUGCAAUAUUGUUCGAUUUAAAUUUACAGAUUGUAGCCACACGGUAUAGUGUUUCAGCGUGAUUGACUUAUUAUAAAUAUAUUAAAUCAUCAAAGCCCAUGUCGCUUAAUGAGACCAGGGUUAUUUUUGUAGGUGUAAAGCUGCAAUUUUCGCGUAUUAUAUGUUAAUAUUAUUAUUAAUUUUACUGUCUUUACAUGUACGACUGAUCAAGUAUCUGUGAAAAAAGCCAAUAUGCUUCCUUGUCGAGAGUUAAUCAUAUACGAAUGUAAGAAAGCAAGUUUAAUUCCACAAGUGUUGAAAAAUUUAUGCUCGACGAACUAUUUUAAUUGAAAAAUCGAAUAUAAGUAUAUACUCGACACUGGGCGCAUUUUCCUUGCUUUCCAGCAUCGACAAGCCAACGAUUCAAUAAUAAGUCUCGAUAAAAAUAAGACGAAUGAACUUUCUAGCUUUAAGAGCAUAAAAACGUCGAAUAAGGGUCCCCAUGCACACACCCGCAAACUUGUAACACACUCGUCCACGUAAUCCUCCCAGUCGAAUAUUCUCAGGCUGUACACAUUUUUAUGCGUAGUAGUCACGAAUGUAAUAUUGCGAAGCUGUAAAUAAACCAUAUAAGCCACACACAUAUCAUACCAAUAGAGAGAAACACACGCGAAGUUAUUAUAUUGUGCUGCAUGGGACACGCGUGCAUUGCCACGAUUGUUGUAUAUAUGCAUCGAACUACCUUAUACCGAAUUUAUAAUAUACAUAUACGUAAUGCAAUCCUUAAAUGUUUACAAAUAUAACCGCAUAUUUUUUCAUAAAA
Molecule: messenger RNA, 2350 nt
Organism: Nasonia vitripennis (jewel wasp)
Lineage: Eukaryota; Metazoa; Arthropoda; Insecta; Hymenoptera; Pteromalidae
Exons: 2
Coding region: 186-1016 (276 amino acids)
Source: RefSeq, a predicted model, not a curated record